This is a messenger RNA of Fusarium redolens, 936 nucleotides long. RefSeq lists its product as uncharacterized. Bases 1 to 936 code for a protein of 311 amino acids. The transcript has a single exon. The record is from RefSeq and is a predicted model, not a curated record. NCBI's taxonomy places the organism in Eukaryota, Fungi, Ascomycota, Sordariomycetes, Hypocreales, Nectriaceae.
AUGGAGCUACCCAGAAGCCUCGACGUCUACAGAGACAACAAUCUCAUCAUCCAGGAUUAUGACGGUAUAUUUGCUCUCCCACGUCCGCUACCGCCUCUUUCCACACAAACACUUGUCCAAUGCAUUUUCAACGGCUAUAGGAGCAGUAUCAAGAUGCGCCUCAUGGCUCUCACCGAUAUCACCCCCUGCCUCUGUGUAGUGGGACCAAUCGAGAGCAUUGAAGCAGGUAUGGUGGCGAUGGUAGUUACCUCGGAAGUGGAGUACUACAAGCUGCUGAGAAGCAAUCCUGAAGACAGUCAGCCACGAUCAGACUCUGUGUCUAUAUUUUCCCUAUAUAAGGAUUCAUUUCAGUUAAUUGAGAAUGCCGGGAUUGAUGUUUUGGCCUGGAGCUUUUAUGGGGUUGACAAUUCCCCGUUCAUGGAUCGCCAAGGUAAGGUGUUGCCUAUCAGAGCUAAUACACAUCCAGACCUCUCUUACCCAUAUCAGCAGUCUGGUGAGCCCUCUUCGACUCCACAGGGUGAGAACAAUGAUGCAGCCGAGAUCAAGACUCUCAGACUUGAACUAGGACAGGCAAGAGCUGAGGCGCUGAACAACAGGAUAUUAAAGGAGUACAUACAGGCUAAGUGGUUGACAACCAUUUGUGAUGCUGAAUAUCAAGUAAGCGAGAGACGAACCGCCCAGCUGGUCAAAAGGUGUAUUGCCAAAAGGUUUGAACAGUCGCAGAAGAAACACGGAAAGCCGCAGAAGAUCGUUAUGUUGGCCACAGAGAAGCAAGUUGACAGUAAAGCCAAAGAGAUGACUGAAUAUAAGGACGAAGAAGCAACCAGACCGUUCACAAAGUAUGACUAUGAUGUUUUUGUCCGGACUUUGUUUGACGUUAUUCAUGCGCUCCGGAAGGACGAAGAGAAAGUGGUGAAAGGGAAGAAAGUGUCUUGA